AUGGCACCCGGAAGUACCCGCAUUCUUUCGGACGAGGUGAGGGCCCGUGGCUUCGGAAUAGUAGCACUUCAGGAGACGCGCUGGAAAGGAGUGACGGAGCGCCCCUAUCGUAGCGAUUGCAUGAUCUACCAAAGCGGUGGUGAAAAGCAUGAACUCGGUACGGCGUUCCUGGUCAUAGGUGAGAUGCGAAAGCGAGUGAUCGGGUGGUGGCCGAUCAAUGAACGGAUGUGCAGGUUGAGGAUUCGUGGCAGGUUCUUCAACCUGAGCAUCAUAAAUGUGCAUAGUCCGCACCUUGGAAGCACCGAUGACGAUAAAGACAAUUAUUAUACGCAGUUGGAGAGGGAGUACGACCGCUGCCCACAACACGACGUUAAAAUUGUAAUCGGGGAUUUUAAUGCUCAGGUCGGACGGGAGGAGGCAUUUAAACCGACGAUAGGAAGUUUCAGUGCCCACCGGCUGACCAACGACAACGGGCUUCGGCUCGUAAACUUCGCCUCCUCCAAGCACAUGAACAUUCGCAGCACCUUCUUCCAGCACGCACCUCGCUUCAGUUACACCUGGAGAUCACCGCAGCAAACACUUUCCCAGAUCGACCACGUUCUCAUCGAUGGAAGGCACUUCUCGGACAUAAUCGACAAACUGUGCGUGGCCAACAAACUGCGCUAUCAGCCCACCCCAAGGCUCAACACAGACCGGCUGAAACAAGCUGUUGUGGCGAGGGACUUCGCAAUCGCGCUUGGGGAAGCGCUGCCGGAGGACACUACUACCGAGGCGAUGUCUCUCAAUGACCACUGGCGCAUGGUGGAGCAAGCCAUCAGCAGCACGGCCGAGCGAACAAUUGGCCGCGUGACCCAUAACCAGAGGAAGGAAUGGUUUGAUGAUGAGUGCAGGCGAGCACUCUCCGAGAAGAACGCCGCGCGGACCCGCAUGCUCCAGCGCGAGACCCGGCAGAACGUGGAAGACUACAGACGACUGAGAAGGCAGCAGACCCUACUCUUCCAGGACAAGAGGCGCGGCUUCGAAGAGUCGGACGAGCAACUCUUGCAGCAGCUAUCCCAGUCGGGGGAAACUCGUAAGUUCUACAGGAUGCUGAAUGCGGCACGGAGCGGUUUUAAUCCCAUGACCGCUAUAUGCCGCAGUGAGGAGGGAGAUAUCCUGUCGGACGAGCGAGAGGUGAUGGACAGAUGGAAGUGCUACUUCGACAGACACCUGAACGGAGCAGAUACCAGAGCAGACGCAGGAAGCAGAGGAGAGCAACCCUACGACAGCCAGCAUGACAAUGACGAAGUGCCCCCGCCAUCUUUGGACGAAGUCAUCAGCGCCAUCAAACAGCUGAAAUGUAACAAGUCAGCUGGCAGCGAUGGUCUGGUGGCCGAACUGUUCAAGAUGGGUCCGGAGAGGCUUGCCGUCAUCAUGCAUCGGCUGAUUGUUAGGAUUUGGGAUCAGGAAGAACUACCGGACGAGUGGAAACUGGGUGUCAUACACCCAGUGUACAAAAAGGGCGACAGGCUGGACUGUGCUAACUUCCGGGCCAUCACAGUCCUGAAUGCUGCCUACAAGAUCCUGUCCCGAAUACUCUUCUGCAGACUUUCGCCUCUUGCUACAGAUUUCGUCGGCAGCUAUCAAGCUGGAUUUGUUGGAGGCAAAUCAACUACCGACCAAAUCUUUACUCUACGGCAGAUCCUCCAGAAAUGCCGAGAGCACCAGAUCCCUACGCACCACCUGUUCAUCGACUUUAAGGCGGCCUACGAUACCAUAGAUCGGACCGAACUAUGGAACACCAUGCAGCAGCACGGAUUCCCUGGGAAGCUGGUACGACUGUUGCGGGCCACUAUGGACGGGGUGCAGUGCAAGGUGAGUGUUGCGACGAUCGCUUAG
Messenger RNA from Anopheles gambiae (African malaria mosquito), 1878 nucleotides. RefSeq lists its product as uncharacterized. Bases 1 to 1878 code for a protein of 625 amino acids. Lineage: Eukaryota; Metazoa; Arthropoda; Insecta; Diptera; Culicidae. The record is from RefSeq and is a predicted model, not a curated record. The transcript is spliced from 3 exons. Gene Ontology annotation, molecular function: catalytic activity.